UUCCUCAUCACCUUUAUUCUCUACCAUUCUGUUGUGAUAUUGCUUCGAUAGCUGUCUUUAAAUGUCCGAGAUUUCCAUAGCUUCUGUCUCUGACACCGCUAGUUCGUGGGAGAGAUCUGUUCAGCAUUGUCUGGACAAGCUCGUGAUUUGGAACGACGUUGAGAAUGCGAGUGAUUUGACUGCUCAACAAGUUAGUCAUCUUCAACUACUCGGUGCGAGACUGCGUUGGUGGGUAAUGAGAUGGGGCAUGCGUGAAGUCGAAAUGUCCGCUCCUGCAGGCGUGGACGUUCAACAUCAUCUGAUCCAAAGCUGCCUGGAACUAAUUUCUAACUCCGUGCAUGAUCUAGCUAUUUCUCAUGGAGAUAGACAGAUUAUCACGGCAAUGGAAGCCCCUAACUUCCGGGGUAGCUCUGGAAUACCCUACGCAUAUUCACUGGACCAAGAUAUGGAGUUUGAUACGAGCAAAGGCGAUGAAACCAGCGCUCACCAAGAGCGACAGGGGCUGGAUUUACCAACCAAAGAAGCGCAGGAAAAUUUGCAAAGAAUUUCCGAUCAAAUUCUUCAAUUAGAGGGCCUUCUUCCUUCUGACCCUGCGCCGAAUGGUGCAGCAGUUUUCAAUGUAGCUCUAUCCACUAGUCCUUCGAAGCUUAGAUCGUUAAGCUUCCCAAAGGACGUCGAUUCCUUCACCCCAUCGCUUGCACAGAUCAAGGCCACUAGUCAAGAUCACAUCAGCAACAUCCAAGUAACCCGACGACGUUCAGCAGAUGAAUUGAGGAAUGGCUUUAAUAUCCCAAAGCUACGAGAAAAUGAAGCAGGAGUCUCCUACUUUGGCGAAUACAAUGAAAGCUUGGUCUUUGUGCAUGAGAAAAAGGAUCCCUGCCCUUGGCAGGCUACUCUCAAAAGACUGGCCUGGCAGUUGAGAUUAUCGGAAAAUAUCAAAGAACUAAGAAUUCUCCCCUGUCUGGGAUAUACCUUGGACGGGUCCUUAACUCAGGACUAUAUUCAUCAUGUGAUAUACGCUAUCCCUGGGAAGCACGUUAUAUCAUUACGAGAUAUGUUAAGGUCAAGAAAUUUUCGUCGUUUUCAAUCAUCACUUUCGCUCACUAUGCGAUUCAAGAUUGCUCAAUCCCUCGCCCGAUCAAUUCUCUACCUACAUGUAGCUGAAUGGCUUCACAGAGGAAUCAGGAGCAGUAAUGUAUUAUUCUGUUCGGAUGCGGGCUUCUCUGGUACUCAUCGGCAACUUGGCCUCCCAUAUCUAGCGGGUUUCGAUUAUACUCGUCCACCAUCUUACGACGAGAGCGCCAAAAUUCCGACUGAAUAUAGAGAACGAGAGCUCUAUCGACACCCAGCAGUCUUACGUGAACCUACCACUGCACCACAUGCGGCUCUGGGUGAUAAUGAUGAGCUAUUCUCAAAAAACCACGAUAUCUAUGGCUUAGGAGUGAUUCUUGUUGAAUUGGGUGUUGGCAAGUCAGCCGGUCGACUCUGGAUGCAACGCCCCAAAGACAAAUGUAAUGGAUGUAGUAAAUUCCAGGGAUAUCUCAUUGCCGAGUUUAUUCCUAAAGUUCGUUCAAUAACGGGGCGUACAUAUGCAGAUGCAGCCUUAUAUUGUCUUCAAGCAGAUGUUUAUCUUCCCCAGGAGCCUGAUUGGGCCGGUGCUGUGGCAUUUUAUAGAAAUGUUAUAGAGCCGCUUGAGAGAUGCAAGAACACCGCAAUAUAGCCGCGAUCUAUCUGCUUGUCAAAUAUUUUGUGAUUACAUGUAGGGCUAGAUAUGGAUGAACGCUUACAUUUCUCCCGUAUAGUGGUUUGUCUAUUCAGAGUAACAACUCAAAAUCUCUUUG
Talaromyces proteolyticus is the source of this 1841-nucleotide messenger RNA. RefSeq lists its product as uncharacterized. Gene Ontology annotation, biological process: protein phosphorylation. Lineage: Eukaryota; Fungi; Ascomycota; Eurotiomycetes; Eurotiales; Trichocomaceae. Gene Ontology annotation, molecular function: protein kinase activity; ATP binding. The record is from RefSeq and is a predicted model, not a curated record. The transcript has a single exon. Bases 62 to 1720 code for a protein of 552 amino acids.